This is a messenger RNA of Polistes canadensis, 832 nucleotides long. Its product is annotated as cytochrome P450 4C1-like. The record is from RefSeq and is a predicted model, not a curated record. NCBI's taxonomy places the organism in Eukaryota, Metazoa, Arthropoda, Insecta, Hymenoptera, Vespidae. Gene Ontology annotation, molecular function: oxidoreductase activity, acting on paired donors, with incorporation or reduction of molecular oxygen; monooxygenase activity; iron ion binding.
AGGAAAAAAUAAGAGACGAGAUUAAAUCGAUUAUGGGUGAAGAUAAUAAUUUGACGAUAUCGUUGUUUCAAAAACUUUCGUAUUUCGAGAGAUGUUUAAAAGAAUCUCUUCGUUUGUAUCCAAGCGUUCAUAUAAUUUCUCGGCAAAUUUCUCAUGAUUUGCAGCUAAAACAUUAUUUAAUUCCAUCUGGUACGACGUUGGGAGUUAACAUUUACAGUGUACACAGAAAUCAGAAAUACUGGCCAAAUGCAAAUGUUUUUGAUCCGGACAGAUUUUUACCGGAAAAUAUUAAAGGACGUCAUCCCUAUGUCUACAUACCAUUUAGUGCAGGACCGAGAAACUGUAUUGGUCAGAAGUUGGCAAUGCUCGAGCUUAAAGUCUUCGUAGCUUUUAUAUUGUACAAUUUUGAGCUGGAACCGGUUGAUGAGCUAGAUGAAACUUCUAAUUAUCUCUGUAUUAUUGAGUAAUAUAUUUUAAUGUUUAAAAAAAAUGCAAUUAAAAAUUUUUAAAUAUGUAUGUAUAUUUAAUAAUUAUGUAAUUAAAUAGAAUGAAAAAAAUAUAUAUGGGAUCCGUGUUUUAAAUGCAUGUAUUAGGAUCUGUCUGGUUUUUCGAAAAAAACGUUGAUUUGCAUGAAUCCGGGAACAAGCCUUCGCUAAACAAAGCAUAUUAUUACAAAAAAAUCUCUAAAUCUGUCAUUAUAUUAAAAUAAUAAUAUUGUAAUUGUUCUUAGGCAUAUUGCUCUUACAAGAUUUACAAUUUAAAACAUUAGACAACGUAAAUAUCUAUUUGUAAUUAAUUAAUCGAUAAAAAUAAACAAAAAUUUUAUUUAUGA